AUGUAUCGGAAUUUGUAUGACACAGACAAUAUUAUUUAUUCACCAGAAGGAAGAUUAUACCAAGUUGAAUACGCGAAUGAGGCCAUAAAACAAGGAACCUGCGCUGUAGCCAUAAAGUCUAAGGAUUUUGUGGUCGUUUGUGGUCUGAAAAAAUGUAUCAGCAAAUUAUCAUUUCAUCAAGAUAAAUUAUUCAAAAUCGAUGACUAUAUCGGUGUAACCAUGAGUGGAAUUACAUCUGAUGCAAAGGUUUUGACGAAAUAUAUGAGAAAUGAAUGUUUGACACAUAAAUUUUUAUUUGAUGAAAAUAUGAAUAUAGAAAAAUUAGUAAAAAAGGUAGCAGAUAAAUAUCAAAAGAAUACGCAGAAGAGUAGUAGAAGAGCAUUUGGUGUAGGGUUGAUAAUAGCUGGAUAUUUUAAGGAACCUUACAUUUUUGAAACGAAGCCAAAUGGAUCUUAUUUUGAAUAUAUUGCCUUAUCAUUUGGUGCAAGAUCACAUGCGUCAAAAACUUAUUUAGAAAAAAAUGCACAUUUAUUUGAAGAUUCGUCAUUAGAGGAUUUAACGUUACAUUGCUUAAAGGCGUUAAGAUGUUCCCUUUCGAGUGAAAAUGAAUUAACUGUAGAAAACACAUCACUAGCUAUUGUUGGUAAGGACAAACCAUGGCAAGAAAUUUCCACUGUAGAUUUAGUGGAGCUUCUAACUAGGGUAAACGCAGAACAGAUAAAUGAAAAUAACGAGUUAGAAACUCAGAAUGACGUAAAUCAAACAAAUCAGUCAAAUCCGUCAAAUGAUGUUGAUGCACCAAACCCGUAG
This is a messenger RNA of Plasmodium gonderi, 810 nucleotides long. RefSeq names its product proteasome subunit alpha type-1. The coding region runs from base 1 to 810 and encodes 269 amino acids. Gene Ontology annotation, biological process: ubiquitin-dependent protein catabolic process. The record is from RefSeq and is a predicted model, not a curated record. Gene Ontology annotation, cellular component: proteasome core complex, alpha-subunit complex; proteasome core complex. The transcript has 3 exons. NCBI's taxonomy places the organism in Eukaryota, Apicomplexa, Aconoidasida, Haemosporida, Plasmodiidae.